GGGGUAACUGGUAACUGUGUCACAUCACAAGGAGCUAUCAGGUCCGGAGCAGCACGCUUUCCCCAAAAUAACUUCAAAACAAGCAAGGUUCUCAUGAAGCGCUUCAUAUAAACGAUUUUAUUCUUUCCAAGGAUAUUUUCUCCCCACCUUCACGUAAACUGUCCGAGUCGGAGCUCGCUUUUCAUGGCCUUUGACCUCUGGAGGAAGAUGCUCCUGAAGGAGUAACACAAGCCUCUGUUGGUUGAUGCGAUGAAUCUUCACUUCUUAAGCGGAUGAAAUGCCUUGAAGCUUGCACCGCCGUACCAUGGCAGGUAUUCUCUCCGCUGUGGGUUUGGCGGUGAUGCUCCAGGCUCUGAUGCGUGACCAGUGUGCAGCGUUUCUGGGGAUAACAGUGUUGGUAACGCUGAUCUCUGCUGGCUCACCUCUUCCAGACGAGUCUCUGUUGGACUCAAACACCUCCCCUGUCGAAGUUCUUGGAGGGGUUCCAAAGACAACAAGAUCAUCACCGUCCGCCUUACCAGACUCACAUUAUACUGCCUUUAAGAACCCAGAGUCACUCAGUGCCCUCCUCUCCAUUCCUGAAACAGUUCCCAAAGCAAGAACUGCUGACAGCGAGCUUUUAAAAUCAGGGCAUGGUGCUUCUGAAAACUCUAAAUCUGUAGUGCCAAGGAAUGUCUCUGUAGAGGAGACAGGUGUUCGAACAACUCCGCCAUUAAGCCCCAUUGGACUUCCCCAGGGAUUUGAGGCGUCAGCUACAAUCUCCACUGAAAAGAGGGGGGUUAGGACUAGUCCUCACAAACAGGAAUAUAAUUUUUCUCUAUAUUCCAAGAUUUGGAAGCAACUACCCCAGUCUAAUGCGUCUCUGACGACCGUAAAUCCUUCUGCUUUGAGAAAAUCAACAUUUCAUCAAAGUCUUGAUCAUGAAGAAGAAACAACUUCAAGCCUGGUGCAGAAUGGGACAUUAAAACAAAUGCAGUCAGUUGUGACCUCAGUGGCCAACCCACCUCUUGAACCUCCCGAACUAGCUUUGUCUGAGUCUGAAAGUCAAAAGGUGGCUUCAAGCCGCCAAAUAGUGCAGAACAAAUCUGAACAAAACAUGAACACACUACCCAGUUUAGACGAGAUCAUGGCUCCUGGCUACCAUAUGCCUUUCAUCACCCCCCAAUCCUCGUUGGUUUUUUCUGACCCUAACCAGGUGCCUUCAGAGGACUUCUACCCUUCAAACACCAUGAAUGUGGACUGGGGUUCUGGAGACUACUUGGAAACGAUGUCCUUCUUCAACACGGAUAAUGAUGAUUACUCUCUGGUUACUAAGGUUCUCUCAGACCCAUACGAUAUGGAGGACGACACAGAAAUCUACGACACAGCCUUUCCUUCCAGAGUGGGCAUAUCGCCUUCCUCCAGGCACCUUGGUUAUGCCUCAUCUCCUUCCAGCCUCAUGACGCCAUACCUCACCGUUCCUCCACAUCAAUCCAUUUAUCCAUCCUCCCUUUCUACAAAGGCUUCCAAUUUAUUGAAGCCGACUGAUGUAGCUGGAACAGAUGCACCUGACGUAUCAGACAUCGAUUGGGGAGAUGCCUUCACAAUUCGACCAACAGAUGUCCUCUUGCCUGACAUGAACAGCUUAGAGUAUUACACCACUCAGCUGACAAAGGACAGCAAUGCUUCAGAAACUGGAGCAGAGUACAGGCAGAAUGUCACUGAGAUGUCCAUCAAUGCUACAAUGGCUCCACCCUCCACAGACGUGACGUCUGAUGGUAAUCUGACAGAGGGUGAGUCCUCCAGUGAUCUGUCAGGGUUUGAACCUCAUUAUGAAUCAACUACAGUAGUUACCACAGAGAUCACUCCUCAGCUGAGCAAUGCUUCUGAGUCUUUUCUUGAUCCUUCCAUCGUCCCAACCUACGUCUUAGAUCCCUCUUCCUCUGUAAGGGAUGGUCCAGUUUCCACCACAGGCUGGUUUACACAUUCGCUCACCGUAGAUAUUGAUUCUGCUUUAGCAGAAAUUUUACAUCCAAGUGCAACAUCUCUUCUACCAGAAGAUUUAGCAUCGUCUUCUCUGACAGACGUCCAUUGGUUUGUUACAGAAUCAUUCGACGACGGUCCUACACUCAUUACUCCCGUCAUAACUGCAACUGCAGCCUUCUCUCCUGAACCCCCUGAAAACACCACUGCCAUUGCAACUGACCCAAUGUCCCAAGACUCAUUUGCAACCGAACAACCCGGCGAUAUGACUCUAGUUUCAAAUGAAUCCAUGUCUUACAAUGUUACUCUGGUUCCUCCGGUUAUGUUUGGUGAUCAGAGCGUGACGGAAGACGGAGCGGAUAACCGAACCACAAUGGUCACAAACCCAACAAGCAGUGAAGUUAUUACUGCUGCGGAAACCACAAAUCCAGCUGCCACAAAUACCCCUCAUCAGGCAACAACCGGAUCUUCUGCCACCGCUGAAACCUCCACUAGUGUUGGCAUCACCACUGCUACCAGCAAACCAACCACAGCUCCAUCAACUACAUCAAGGCAGUACCUCUGCAAAGUUGACCACCCUGUUUAUUUAACAAAGACUGGUUUCCCGUCUGGGGUGACUGUUGGAUUUGCCAAAUCUCAAGUGAGAGACAUUCUGAAAGUGGAAUUUAACAAGUCAGUGGAGCUGCAGGUUGUUAGCCCUCCUCCACAGUUCGUCUUCCGGGUGGUGUCGGGUCCAGUUGUGUACACAGCCAUAUCUGUCAUCAACGCUCUGCGAAGGUCCGGCCGGCGCUUCCUCUAUGUGUCCCCUAACCAAACGACACCGGACCAAAAGUACCAAGUCCACACAGUGUUGCAGUUUGUCCCGGGUCAUGUUGACGUGCGAUGCUGCAGCUUCUUUGAGAGCGUGGAGAAAGGUUUGAUCAUGGCUUUUGCAGAAGUACGGCGUCGGUCGAAGGAAUCGACCAACUUCACCAUCCAUAUUCUAAACAUCACCACUGCUACAAACAGAUAUGGGGAACAACAGCUGGCGAGGCAGCCAGUAGACAUCACCUUCACUGUCAGUGGUUCUCGGGGUUAUCUUAUGGGGUCGAAGGUCAGCAACGCACUAAUGAAGCUCACAAUGGUAGAGUUUAGCUACUACAUUGGUUUCCCUGUGCUGCAGAUUGCAGAGCCUUUCCAUUAUCCAGAGCUGAACACCAGUCAGCUGCUUCGCUCCUCCUGGGUUAGAACAGUUCUCCUGGGUAUUCUGGACAAGAAAAUGAGCGAACGGACCUUUCAAGCCAACAUGGAGCGCAGAGUGGCCUUGUUGCUUGGGGAAGCGAUGGGACAAGUCAGGCGGGUCAAAAGAGCAACCGUUGUAGGCAACAGCAGCGUACAGGUUUUGAGUGUGAGCCGGCUGGAGGGUGCCGACAAUCCAGCCGAGAUGGUGUAUUUUGUGGAGGGUCAGAAUGGUCAGAGGAUGCCUGCUGUCCAAACCGCCAACCUGCUGAACAGCCUGGAUGUUCAGAGGGCGGCCAUUGUCCUGGGCUACCGUGUGCAGGGCGUUCUGGCUCAGCCUGUGGAGAAAAUGGCGUCCUCUCCCUCCGACUCAGAGAACAGCAACAUGUGGAUCGUCAUCGGCGUGGUGGUUCCGCUGCUCGUCGUCGUCAUCAUCAUCUCCAUCCUCUACUGGAAGCUCUGCCGGACCGACAAGCUGGAGUUCCAGCCGGACGCCAUGACAACCAUCCAGCAGAGGCAGAAGCUACAGGCUCCCAGUGUGAAAGGCUUUGAUUUUGCCAAGCUCCAUCUUGGCCAGCAGAGUAAAGAUGAUGUCAUGGUGAUCCAGGAGCCCGCCCUGCCAGGCUCUGGCUCCGCUCCUCUCGCUCAGUCCAUUAAAGAUGGCCUCAGUCCAUCUGAGAACGGCGAGGUCCCCACGCCCAAAUCCAAAACCUCCGCCUCCUCCACCAAGGCGUCCCGCGGCGGCCGGAGGCGAGAAAGGAUCUCCCCAUCAGACGGUGACUCAGUGGUGAGUGACCACUCCAGUGAACGGGAACCCACUGAGGAGAACCUGAGAGCCCACGCCACGCCCAGCGACAGCAAGCAGACCCGCAAGAAUAGAAUUGGUCCACCACCUAUGAACGGUGCUGCAAAUGAGCAGCUGUCGUCAGCCUCCAUCUUUGAACAUGUCGACCGGAUGUCUCGCGCCACAGAUGCGAGCCGCAGGCUCCCCAACAAAGUCCAGCUCAUCGCCAUGCAGCCAAUGCCUGUCCCACCACUGCACGGCCCACCUGUCAACGGCAAACCAUCUGAUACCAACCAAAUGAACAAGGAGAUCCAGGCAGCGUUGAGGCACAAGUCAGAGAUCGAACAUCAUCGUAACAAGAUUCGUCUGCGUGCCAAGAGGAAAGGUCAUUAUGAUUUCCCUGCAAUGGACGAUAUAAUCGACAGCCUCGGCGACGCAAAGGAGCAGGAUCGCAUCUACCAGAAGGCACAGACUCAAAUCGAUAAGAUUCUGGAUCCAGAUAAUCCCGUUCCUGCCGUCUUUAUGGAUUCCAAGAAAAGCGGUCGUGGGCGGCGCUCCCCAAAGCAGAGAUUGAAGAAUCAGCUGAAUGGAGGCCUGAUAGAAGCAGAUAAAGACCACCUCAUCACUGAAGACAGCGACGCCGUUUACAGGAAGUGCCCCGGGGUCAACAACGUGGCCUACGUGUCGGACCCGGACCAAGGCCCCGGUUCCCCUCAGAGGAGCCCCUCCCCCACCGAUGACGUCUUCCUCGGCCCAGCUUCCUCCCCGCCGGGCCACGCCCCGCCUCCGCCCCCCUACCUGCCCCCGCAGCCCUCCAUCGAGGAGGCGCGGCAGCAGAUGCACUCGCUGCUGGACGACGCCUUCGCUCUGGUGUCGCCCACAUCUCAGAGCAGCACGGCGGGCAUCACUCUGCCCGGGGUCAACCCCCAGGGCUGCAGCCCUCCUGGCCGGGGCCCCAGGGCCUGGGGCCCCUCCUACCAGCCUCCUUUUCCUGGUAGAUUCACUGAGCUGGGUGUCUCCUCUCCUGCAAUCCAAGGCCUGACUCCAAGGCAGGGCCUUGGCUCCAGCUUCCUGCCACCAGGAGAAGCAGCGGGCCUCAGCGAGUCUCUGCAGCCGGACAGCUUGUUCUCCAGCAGGGCGCUUUACGCCAAGGAGCUGCCCUCGUCUGCCAGGCCGCGCCCGGUGGGGGGGACCACAGGUGCUCAGCUCCAUCACCUCACACAGGUGGGCCUGUCCAGCCACAUGAACGGCUACCCAGCAGGCAUCAGGGCGGCUCCCGGCCAGAACGGAGGCCUGGGCUGGAACCACUACCACACCGACAACUUCUCCAGGCUGGACGUUGAAAAAGAGGCAAUGCACAGGAGUGGGAGUGGGGAUCCCACGGCGCCCCCUGUCCAUCUGGACACGUCAGCGGCGGCGGCGGCGUACCUGUCGUCCCCCCCGCCCCUGGACACGUCGCCCCCCACCCACUCCUCCGCCUCGCUGAUCAAGGCCAUCAGAGAGGAGCUGCUGCGUCUCUCCCAGAAGCAGGCGGCCGUGUCCAGCUACCACAGCUGAAGCUCUGGACGCCUGAUGAUGCUUCCCAUGGAAGCUCCUGUAGCGCCACAGCAGAGGAACUGUCCUGCUAAACUGAAGCGGUGGUUCACCUAAUCCUCAGACUCUCUACAGGAAAAAUACAACAGAUGAACUGAGAGGAAGGGUUGUGAAAUGGGACAAUGUUUCUGUCUCAUUGACCAGGCUGGGAUAAAUCCAGCUGUUUCCGCUGUAGAUCCAUCAUUUCACUGUAUUACUUCA
This is a messenger RNA of Poecilia reticulata (guppy), 5758 nucleotides long. Its product is annotated as UPF0606 protein KIAA1549. The record is from RefSeq and is a predicted model, not a curated record. Lineage: Eukaryota; Metazoa; Chordata; Actinopteri; Cyprinodontiformes; Poeciliidae.